Molecule: messenger RNA, 5046 nt
Organism: Dichotomopilus funicola
Lineage: Eukaryota; Fungi; Ascomycota; Sordariomycetes; Sordariales; Chaetomiaceae
Exons: 4
Coding region: 1-5046 (1681 amino acids)
Biological process (GO): intracellular protein transport; Golgi to endosome transport; receptor-mediated endocytosis
Cellular component (GO): clathrin coat of trans-Golgi network vesicle; clathrin complex; actin cortical patch
Molecular function (GO): structural molecule activity; clathrin light chain binding
Source: RefSeq, a predicted model, not a curated record
AUGGCGCCGGCAUUGCCAAUUAAGUUCCAGGAGCUGCUCCAACUCAGCAGCCUGGGCGUCAACCAAACGGCAAUCACAUUCAACACCUGUACUCUAGAAUCAGACUCCUACAUUUGCUUGCGAGACAAGAAAGACGAGUCGUCGUCCCCCGAAGUCCUUAUCGUCGAUCUCAAGAAUGGCAAUAACGUCAUCCGACGGCCCAUCAAGGCCGACAGCGCAAUUAUGCACUGGUCCCGCCAAGUUAUUGCCCUGAAGGCCCAAUCUAGGACACUUCAAAUCUUCGAUUUGGAGCAGAAGCAGAAGCUCAAGUCUACCACCAUGAGUGAGGAUGUUGCCUUCUGGAAGUGGACAAGCGAAACCACCCUUGGUUUGGUCACAGACACGGCCGUUUACCAUUGGGAUGUUUUUGACCCCGCCCAGGCGGCGCCCGUCAAGGUGUUUGACCGCAACAGCAACCUCCAGAUCAUCAACUACCGCACCAGCGCAGACGGUAAAUGGAUGGCCGUGGUUGGCAUCUCUCAACAACAAGGGCGCGUCGUUGGUGCCAUGCAGCUAUACUCGAAAGAUCGCGGCAUCAGCCAGGCAAUCGAAGGUCAUGCCGCCGCUUUCGGUACGAUCCGGCUGGACGGUGCUCCCGAGGACACUAAGCUUUUCACAUUCGCCGUACGAACCGCCGUCGGCGCGAAGCUGCACAUCGUUGAGGUCGACCACGCCGAGACGAACCCCACAUUCCCCAAGAAGGCUGUCGACGUCUUCUUCCCGCCAGAAGCCGCCAGCGACUUCCCGGUUGCGCUUCAGGUCUCCCAGAAGUACGGGAUCAUCUACCUAAUCACCAAGUACGGCUUCAUCCACCUCUACGAUCUGGAGAGUGCGACAUGCAUCUUCAUGAACCGUAUUUCUGGGGAGACCAUCUUCACAGCCUGCGGCGACAAAGACUCGAGUGGUGUGCUUGGUAUCAACCGCAAGGGCCAGGUUCUCUUCGUCAGCGCCGAUGAGAACACGAUCGUGCAGUACGUGAUGGAGAGCCACGGCACCGAGCUGGCCCUCAAACUCGCCUCGCGGGCUGGUCUCCCAGGCGCCGACAACCUUUACCAGCAGCGCUUCGAGCAACUUUUCUCCAACGGAAACUACCAGGAGGCCGCCAAGGUCGCCGCCAACUCUCCCCGUGGUUUCCUACGAACGCCGCAAACCAUUGAGCGAUUCAAGCGGCUCCCGGCGCAACCAGGGCAGAUGUCCAACAUUCUCCAGUAUUUCGGCCUGUUGCUCGACAAGGGGUCGCUCAACCAGCACGAGACGAUCGAAUUGGCCCAGCCCGUGCUCGCCCAGAACCGCAAGCAGCUGCUACAAAAGUGGCUCGGCGAGAACAAACUUGAGUGCUCCGAAGCCUUUGGCGACAUGGUUCGUCCCCACGACAUGGCGAUGGCGCUGGCCAUUUACCUGAAAGCGAAUGUGCCUCACAAGGUGGUCGCUGGCUUUGCCGAGACCGGCCAAUUCGAGAAGAUCUUGCCCUACUGCGCUCAGACGAGCUACCAGCCCGACUUUGUUCAGCUCCUUCAGCAUAUCGUCCGUGUCAACCCGGAGAAGGGUGCCGAGUUUGCCACAUCUCUGGCCAACCAUGAGGGCGGUUCUCUUGUCGAUCUCGAACGGGUCGUUGAUAUCUUCCAGUCGCAAGGCAUGGUCCAACAGGCCACAGCUUUCCUCCUGGAUGCUCUUAAGGACAACAAGCCCGAGCAAGGCCACCUUCAGACCCGCCUGUUGGAGAUGAACCUCAUCAAUGCUCCUCAGGUCGCCGAUGCGAUUCUCGGUAAUGAUAUGUUCUCCCACUUUGACAAGAGCCGCAUCGCGACCCUGUGUGAACAAGCUGGGCUCUUGCAGAAGGCUUUGGAUCUGUAUGAAGAUCCCGCCGCCGUCAAGAGAGUCGUUGUCAACAUCCCCGGCUCGCCCAACUUCAACGCCGAGUGGCUCAUCGAAUACUUUGGCCGUCUCUCCGUUGAGCAGUCGAUUGACUGCCUCGACGCCAUGAUGAAGCACAACAUCCGUCAGAACUUGCAGUCAGUCGUCCAAAUCGCCACCAAGUACGCGGAGCUUCUCGGCGCCCAGCGUUUGAUCGACCUUUUCGAGAAGUACAAGACCGCCGAGGGACUUUACUACUUCCUGGGGAGUAUCGUCAAUGUCAGCGAGGACCCCGAGGUCGUCUUCAAGUACGUUGAGGCUGCCACCAAGAUGGGCCAGAUCCGCGAGGUUGAGCGCAUCUGCCGUGACAACAACGUCUACAACCCGGAAAAGGUCAAGAACUUCCUCAAGGAGGCCAAACUCAGCGAGAUGCUGCCGCUUAUGGUUGUAUGCGACCGCUACAACUUUGUGCACGACUUGGUGCUUUACCUUUACCAACAUCAACAGUUCAAGUCCAUCGAGGUCUAUGUCCAGCAGGUCAACCCUUCCAGAACCCCCGGUGUUAUUGGCGGUCUGUUGGACGUUGAUUGCGACGAAAACAUCAUCAAGAAUCUCCUUUCUACCGUCAACCCCGCGUCGAUCCCCAUCGAUGAGCUGGUCCAGGAAGUCGAGACGCGUAACCGUCUCAAGCUGCUUCUGCCUUUCCUUGAGGCUACGCUGGCUGCUGGCAACCAACAGCAGGCCGUGUACAACGCCUUGGCGAAGAUCUACAUUGACUCGAACAACAAUCCGGAGAAGUUCCUUAAGGAGAACGACCAGUAUGAUACUCUCACCGUUGGCAAGUACUGUGAGAAGCGGGAUCCCAACCUGGCUUACAUUGCCUACCGCAAGGGCCAGAACGACCUUGAGCUGGUGAACAUCACCAACGAGAACGCCAUGUACAAGGCCCAGGCCAGGUAUCUCCUCGAGCGUUCGGAUCGUGAGCUUUGGAUGUUCGUCCUGAGCGAGAACAACCUCCACCGCCGCUCCGUUGUCGACCAGGUCAUCUCCACUGCGGUUCCUGAGUCGACGGAUCCUGCCAAGGUUUCCGAGGCCGUGUCGUGCUUCCUGAAUGCCGAUCUUCCUGCCGAGCUGAUCGAGCUUUUAGAGAAGAUUGUGCUCGAGCCGUCGCCGUUCAGCGACAACCAAAACCUUCAGAACCUUCUCCUGUUCACUGCCGCCAAGGCGGACAAGGCCCGUGUCAUGGACUACAUCCACCGCCUUGACAACUUCUCGUCGGAUGAAAUUUCCAAUGUGUGCAUUGAAGUCGGCCUGCAUGAGGAGGCGUUCGAGGUCUACAAGAAGAUCGACAACAAGGAGGCAGCGGUCAAUGUUCUGGUCGAGCACGUCGUCAGCAUCGAUCGUGCCCAAGCCUACGCUGAGGAGGUUGACAUUCCUCAGGUCUGGAGCAAGGUGGCUAAGGCUCAGCUUGAUGGGCUUCGAGUUAGCGACUCGAUCGACUCAUACAUCAAGGCCGAGGAUCCCAAGAAUUACGAGGAAGUCAUUGAGAUUGCGGUGACGGCUGGCAAGAACGAGGAGCUGAUCAAGUUCCUCCGGAUGGCUCGCAAGACGCUUCGCGAGCCCGCGAUCGACACGGCUCUUGCCUUCUGCUAUGCCCGCCUUGACCAGCUGCCGGAGCUGGAAGACUUCCUGCGGGCCACAAACGUCGCUAACAUCGAGGAGUCGGGAGACAAGGCCUAUGCGGAAGGCUUCUUUGAAGCGGCCAAGAUCUUCUACACCAGCAUCUCGAACUGGGCUAAGCUCGCCACCACGUUGGUCCACCUCUCUGACUACCAAGCCGCUGUGGACUGUGCUCGCAAGGCCAACAACAUUAAGGUCUGGAAGGAGGUUCACGAGGCCUGUGUUGGCAAGAAGGAGUUCCGCCUUGCCCAGAUCUGCGGUCUCAACCUCAUUGUCGACGCAGAGCAGCUGCAGGCUCUUGUCAAGCAAUACGAGCGCGAGGGCUACUUUGACGAGCUCAUCAACCUCCUUGAGCAAGGUCUCGGCCUUGAGCGCGCCCACAUGGGCAUGUUCACCGAACUCGGUAUUGCCCUUGCCAAAUACCACCCCGAACGGCUGAUGGAGCAUCUCAAGCUUUUCUGGAGCAGGAUGAACCUGCCGAAGAUGAUCCGUGCCUGCGAGGAGGCCAACCUGUGGCCUGAGCUGGUAUUUUGUUAUUACCACUACGAUGAAUUCGACAACGCCGCGCUCGCCGUCAUGGAGCGGCCAGAAAACUCCUGGGAACACCAACAAUUCAAGGAGAUAACGGUCAAGGUUGCCAAUCUCGAGAUGUACUACAAGGCCAUCAACUUUUACCUCGAGCAGCAUCCCUCGCUUCUCACCGAUCUUCUGCAGGUUCUGACCCCCCGGAUCGACGUCAAUCGCGUGGUCCGUCUGUUCCAGAAGUCGGAUAACUUGCCGCUCAUCAAGCCCUUCCUGCUCAAUGUGCAGUCGCAAAACAAGCGCACCGUCAACGAUGCCAUCAACGACCUGCUCAUUGAGGAAGAGGACUACAAGACACUCCGCGACUCGGUCGAGAACUAUGACAACUACGACGCCGUCGACCUCGCUGGCCGCCUUGAGAAGCACGACCUGGUGUUCUUCCGCCAAAUUGCCGCCAGCAUCUACCGCAAGAACAAGCGGUGGGAGAAAUCCAUCAACCUGUCUAAACAAGACAAGUUGUGGAAGGACGCUAUCGAGACCGCGGCGAUCUCGGGCAAGCCUGAUAUCGUCGAGGAGCUGCUCCGCUACUUUGUCGACGUUGGUAACCGCGAGUGCUAUGUGGGCAUGCUGUACGCAUGCUACGACCUCAUCCGCCCCGACCUGGUUCUCGAGCUGUCGUGGCGCAACGGCCUCAACGACUUCACCAUGCCCUUCAUGAUCAACCUUCUCUGCCAACAGACAAAGGAGAUGGCCGCGCUCAAGGCCGACAACGAGGCCCGCAAGGCCAAGGAGAAGGAGCAGGAGAAGGUGGAGGACAACACACCCAUCCUGGGCGGCAACCGCCUCAUGAUCACGGCCGGUCCCGGCGGCGGUGUCAGCGGCGCCCCUUCGCCCGCCCCCUACAUGCAAACCAACGGCUUCGCGCCCCAGCCAACCGGCUACGGCUUCUAG